This is a messenger RNA of Rhineura floridana, 2865 nucleotides long. Its product is annotated as secreted frizzled-related protein 5-like. NCBI's taxonomy places the organism in Eukaryota, Metazoa, Chordata, Lepidosauria, Squamata, Rhineuridae. The coding region runs from base 281 to 739 and encodes 152 amino acids. Gene Ontology annotation, molecular function: protein binding. The record is from RefSeq and is a predicted model, not a curated record. The transcript is spliced from 4 exons.
ACACACACACACACACACACACACACACACACACACACACACACACACACACACACACACACACACACACACACACACACACACACACACACCCUCUCUCUCUUGCAUUAAGAAUGGGUACUUUGCAAUUAUCAGGAUGAAAAACACUGACACCACAUUUUAGCUCAUCUAUCCUUGCCACAGCCUGUGUGAAGCUGUCAGAACAGCUGUGCCCCAGUCAUGGCUUGUUAUGGCUACCCUUGGCCUGAAAUCCUGAACUGUAACAAAUUUCCUGAAGAUCAUGAGCUGUGCAUCCUCCUCAAUCACUGAUGAAAGCACUUCAAGCAGGAGAAUAGUGCCUCAGGCCAGCUGCAAGGACUGUGAACUUGAAGAACCCUGCUCUCCCAAGGAGAUCCUAGAAAACUUUUGCACCAGUGAUUUUGCUGUGAAAAUUAGGAUUUCCAGGAAGAACAAGACCUCCACCAUUGCCGAUUUUGACCUUGACUCCAAGUUGGAAGUUCUGAAGCAUGGUCCCCUUCUCAAGACUGAAACCCAUCCCAAACUCCAGCAGUGGCUGAACUUAGAUGCCACCUGUGUACACAAUAUUAUGAGAGGCACAAACACAGGGGUCUAUGUGAUCAGUGGUGAGGUGCAGAAUGACAAAGUUGUGGUGGUGAACAAGGCCUAUGCAUGGCACAAGCGGAACCGAAAUCUACAGACUGCUGUGCGGCGAUGGAAACAUUACAAAUGCCGGACCUGAACUGCUUUUGGCCCAAGUAUGAUCUAACCCAAUGAUAGAAAGCUGCUCUCCUACUUGUAUCUAGAAUUUUUCCUUCAACAUAUUUUGAGUAGGGUUAAAAAAGUAAUGGUUAGCCAAACAGCAAGAAUCAUACACCACUGGACAAUGAAAGAAAUUUUCAAACUGUGUUCAAAAAGCCCUGGGGUUUCCUACAAGCUUAUUGGGGUUCCUCAAUGAGAAGAUCAAGAAUGGUUGACAAGCUUGUAUGAAAUACAGUUUGUUCACCAUUGCAGCUAUUCCCUUGCAACGUGUGGCUUCGGAAAGUGCUGAGUGUGUCAAAAGGUACUCUGUGUGUUCACACAAGGCGAUACUGAGACCCAAGCCUGGUCAGUUUUCCCUGAAUAUACACCCUAGCCCCAUUCCUCAGAAUUCUCUACCACUGCCACAUGUUCAAUGCAGGAAUAGCUUGUCUGGUGGGGCAGAGCCACAGCAACAACCUCCUGCCAGCAGCUUCACUGGGAGGGGUUGGGGUAGUAUUGAGGUUGGGACUGUAUGAACGUACUGGGAGACCCAAUUCAGCAGCUGUGUACCCCAGGCCUCACCCAUCCUAGUAAGCAACAGUGGCACUGCUAGUGGUCAGCUGUUGCUAUGGCUCUGUUCCACUGGUGAGUCAUUCCUAGUUCUAAGACAAAUGUGUAAAGGUUCAGAUCUACACCGCCAACAUGGAUUUCCCUUAAUGUUUGAAAACAACAGCUUUCAGAGAAUACUGUGAAAAGGCCUCAUUCGGGAAGAACAAGUUGUUGGCUACUGCUCCUAAGACUGUCACAAUAAAUGAGGAUUUCCCCUAAACUUCAGGAUUCAAUGAAUUGUCAACUGUUAGUUAAUAGCCAUGGGGAGGGGGUAAUCAUUGCUAUAGCUGUUAUAGUUUGUAUUAAAAAGCACUAGUUUACUGAAAACUGCUAUCCGUGACAAAGACUGACCCCCCACUUUUCUGUGGAUAUGAUUAUGACAUCAGCAAUCACCACAGGGAUAAUUGUCUUGAGAGACUUUAACAUUUAUAACUUGCCUGGAGUAGCUCAGCACUUCAUGGCUGUUAUGACAACUACAGGCCAGUCACUACAAGUCAGUGUUAUGAGCAGGGGUUCUAAGGAUGAGAAGGUUCUAGCCCUUAUCUGAGUGGUGGACUGGAGGGGGGCAACUGAGGAACUCUCUUUCCCCAGCCUCUGGGGACCUGGGAGGGGGGAGUAAAGUGAUGGAGAGCAGAAGGCAGGGAACAGCAUUCAGGCAAAAGAAACUGUUCGAUCUAACUGGAAGGAGAGUCCAUGCAAGGUGUGUAGUCUGAUGUUUUGAUUGUCUCUCAUGUUGUUGUGGGGUGACUUCUUAGGCUGGGGGAGGGGAUAAAGGAAAUGGGAUUAGGAAAGGAAGGAGAUUAAUACACUGAUGUCUAGCUUGGUAACAGUAGCUAGAGGAACAGAGUCCCCAUCUUCCCUCCCUCUGAUUUUGUUCGGUAUUAUAAAAAUACACACAGAAAUAGGGACUAAUUUGGUUGGUCCUAUUUCUUAGCAGAGAUAUAAAAAUACAAGCAGCAGAAUGAGAAUGUAAACCAGGCCCACCUUUCUCUAUAUAAAGAACAGACACAAUCUUUUAGGUAAAAGAUAAAAACAUUUACUCACAAAUUCUUCAUAUGUUCAGAAACAUAGGCUCUAGCUUAGAAGAAAGAAAAUAGGAGUCUCAGUUCAUUUCAGUGGUUUAGUACUGAUGCUCUCUGAGAGAGCAUUUGUGCCAUGCGGCCUCUCUCAAUGGUGGAUAGAUCAGCAAAAAAAAAGAAUAUUCAAAAGUCCCCCAGGACAAAGGAGGAGGAAGUCAGGUAAAUAACCCCACCCAUUAGGAAGUUACAUCAUGGUAAAACAGGUACAUGGGAUAUUCCCCAAAUAUCCCUUAAAGUGACCAUGCAACAUUUGCCUAUUCCAACAGAUUUUGACUUAUCUUAGGAGCCUGACAGGAUUUGGGGGCCUGACAAAUGGCAGCAGAGUUAUGAAAAAAGACAGAAGGAGUGAAAAUGACAGAAUAGUUGCGAACUUCAAUCUCUGCUAUUGCUAGGCUGACUUUACACUUGCUUGAAAAUAAUAAAACUUUAAAUGAAUGAA